Molecule: messenger RNA, 875 nt
Organism: Panthera uncia (snow leopard)
Lineage: Eukaryota; Metazoa; Chordata; Mammalia; Carnivora; Felidae
Product: 60S ribosomal protein L36a-like
Exons: 1
Coding region: 27-347 (106 amino acids)
Biological process (GO): translation
Cellular component (GO): cytosolic large ribosomal subunit; ribosome
Molecular function (GO): structural constituent of ribosome
Source: RefSeq, a predicted model, not a curated record
UCUGUGCCAAUAGUCUUCUUGCAGCCAUGGUGAACGUUCCUAAAACUUGUCGGACUUUCCGCAAGAAGUGUGGCAAGCACCAACCCCACAAAGUGACACAGUACAAGAAAGGCAAAGAUUCUCUUUAUGCCCAGGGAAAGCGGUGUUAUGACAGGAAGCAGAGUGGCUAUGGCGGGCAAACUAAGCCAAUUUCCCAGAAAAAGGCUAAAACCACAAAGAAGAUUGUUCUGAGGCUUGAAUGUGUUGAGCCCAACUACAGAUCUAAGAGAAUGCUGGCCAUUAAGAGAUGCAAGCAUUUUGAACUGGGAGGAGAUAAGAAGAGAAAGGGCCAAGUAAUCCAGUUCUAAGCUUCAUAUUUUGUUAUGUUAUGAAGACAAUAAAAUCUUGAGGUUAUGUUCACUUCAUUUGGUUGCAGUUGGUCUUUUGAGCGUGAAAUAAGCUAGCGCCCUCAAUAAAAUUCCCUUUGUGGAGAAAUUUAAAAAAAUAAAUAAAUAAAAUAAAAUUAUUUUGGGAAAAAAAGAACAGGAGAUACUACUUUUUAAGUAGCCUAAUUUCUAAACUUAGUAGGCACUAGAAUAUAUUAUAAAGCAAAACUAAAAAUCAAGGUGGAAAAUGUAAAUCAAGGAGCACCUGGGUGGCUCAGUUGGUUGAGCAUCCAACUUCCAUUCAGGUCAUGAUCUCACAGUUCAAGAGUUCAAGACCCCCCACCGUCCGGAUCUGUGCUGAUAGCUUGGAGCCUGGAGCAUGCUUCGGAUUCUGACUCCCUCUUUCUCUACACCUCCCCUGCUUGCACUCUGUUUCUCUCUCUCUCAAAAAUAAAUAUUAAAAAAAUUUUUUUUAAGAAAAAAUAAAUGGACAAAAUGGAAAUAGCAAAA